GUAUGUUCACUCCAAUUCAAUUGUUCUGAUUCAUUCGGUCCAUCUGCCAAACGCUAUCUUAAAAAAACAAAGAAAAAGAAACGACAUCGUUCGCCAAAAGCUUUGUGUCGUCUGCUUUCCUUUCUCAAACUGGAUUAGUUGCUUAUCGGGGAUUGCUUACACCUGCUAAGCAUAAUCUUACUUCCCCACAUUUGCGAAUCAGUUGGUGAGUGAUAGUGUGUAUAAAAAUGGGGUUUAUGAGAAACAGAUACUGGGUACUGAGACACGGGAAAAGCAUUCCUAAUGAAAAAGGUUUGAUCGUGUCAUCAAUGGAAAAUGGAAAGCUUGAGGAAUACAAGUUAGCUUCAGAAGGAAUCAAUCAAGCACAAUUGGCUGGAGAAUUAUUCCUAAAGGAACUCAAGGAAAAUAACAUUCCAUUAGAAAAUUUAAGAAUUUGUUAUUCUCCAUUUUCAAGAACAACUCAUACAGCCAAAGUGGUUGCUUCGGUUCUAAAUCUUUCCUUAGAAGGACCCCAAGCUAAGAUUUUUGAAGAUCUUCGAGAGCGUUACUUCGGUCCUUCAUUUGAACUUCAAUCUCAUGAGAAAUAUACAGAAAUAUGGGAUCUUGAUGAAAAAGAUCCAUUUAUGAAACCAGAAGAAGGUGGGGAAAGUGUUGCUGAUGUUGCUUCUAGACUCACAAAUGUCUUGCUACAGAUCGAGUCUCAAUUUCAAGGAUGUGCAAUCUUGAUAGUCAGCCAUGGUGAUCCGUUGCAAAUCUUGCAGACAAUAGUCAAUGCGGUUCGUGAACAAGUGGGACCCGAUGGUGGUGACUUGGCAGCACAGCUGGCGGCUGUUAAGGUUCGAUCGGUUCUAUCACAACACCGAAAGCACGCUUUGCUGACUGGACAGCUAAGGGCAGUUGUGUAAAUUCUCACUUGGUGGUGACCAAGUUGCUGAAAAACGUUAGAAAAUCAUUUUAUUUGUUAGUCAUGAAUGAGAUUUGGAGUUCUCUUUAAUUCAUGAAACAUGUAAAUGAAUAAUAUUGAAUUAUUCAUUUACAUGUUUUCUUUUUAUGUUAUUUUAAAUUUUUCGGGCUAGCUUAUCAACUAUCAGCUAGCUUUUCUCUUAUUCAGUCAUACAUAGCCCAAAUCAUGAUGAAACAUUUCAAAAAGUUUAUGUUA
Lactuca sativa (garden lettuce) is the source of this 1159-nucleotide messenger RNA. RefSeq names its product Phosphoglycerate mutase family protein. The record is from RefSeq and is a predicted model, not a curated record. Lineage: Eukaryota; Viridiplantae; Streptophyta; Magnoliopsida; Asterales; Asteraceae.